AAUCGACAAAAUAAAAUUCCGAAAUUUUAUCGAAAACUCUCUUUUAAUGGUCAAUAUAUUAUGAAUGGAUUCUAAAACUUCUUUAGAAUUUACUCAAAAUAGAAGAUGUCUAAAUUGCCAUUUUUCUAGACGUGCAUUUAGACUGUACUUGAAUCACAGCAUGUUACUAAAUACUGUACUUUUAAUACUGAAAAUAAGUAAUUAAUCAAUGAUUUUCAGUGUGAUAUUUUUGUAAGGGAACCUUAAAUUGUAAGAUGCUAACAUUACACGGAAGUUAAUAAACCUGCCAUUAACUUUCUAAUAACAUGAAAAUGUUUGUCUAUAUUCCAAUCAUCCAUAUUCCAUUAAGGGGGGAAGUACAUGUAAAAUCGAAAAAAAAAAUUUUUUUUCAAGUUUGCUUAAAUCGAUAAAUAAACUAUCCAGGAAUAUCCCCAGAAAGUUAUAGAAGCCAAUUCGAGUUAGUUUUAAAGAUAUAAAGCCGAAACUAAGCAAGCGUCGAGCAAGCGUCGAGCAGGUAAACGGCGGCCGGCCAGCGGCGGUUUCUCGCCCCACCUAUUGGCCCUUUGUUCGGAAAUUCCUCGGUGCGUGUCACAUUUCGGAGUUCGUAGUUCAUGUACAGAAGUGUAAAUGUGUGUAUCACGUGUAUAUCACGUGAUUCUGUACUUUUUACAGCUGCAAACGACAACGGUCAGUUCUGCUCCGAUUUUCGGCGCGUGAAUGUCGUAAGCAUCAUGGCGAGUUACCCGAAACGCACAAAAUCUGAAUCAGAACGAACUGCGCGGCCGAGGAAACGAACAUUUCACGGAAAUCAGUAUUUAUUUGAUACAGAAGAUGGCCAAGAUUCGAAUACAAGUGCUAGCAAUAGAAAAUUGGCGGAUAGGAGUAUCGAAGAUGUCAUUCUUAGCCCGCUGCACUUUUAUCGAAUAAUCGAAUUCUUAACGGUUUUUGGUGCGCUUUCCGAUAUAUUAUGUUGCAAAUCCUGCAAACAAAAAGUGACUUUUGAAGAGAGUGGACACCGAGGCUUAGGCUUUAACAUUGUAGUGACGUGUGCGUGCGGUCAUAGAGAAAUACAAUCGGGUCCGUUUAUAAAAAAUUCGUACGAAGUAAACAGACGAAUUGUGUUCGUUAUGAGGCUUCUUGGCAUUGGACACGAAGGCCUCAACAUAUUUUGUGGACUUAUGGAUAUGUGCCAAGGACUUACAGCAUCAGCGUACAAUAAUAUAGUGCAACAUUUGCACACGGCAUCGGCAACUAUGUUUCAAGAAAUAACGAAGAAAUCUGUCGAAGAAGAGCGGAAGAAGAAUGAAGAAAAAGGAAGAAACGAAACUCAUUUAAAAGUGUCCGGCGAUGGCUCGUGGAAGAAACGAGGUUUUACUUCACUUUUCGGACUGACAACGCUCAUCGGAUACUAUACUGGUUCGGCCGGAAAGAUGGAAGUUGAUUCAAUUACUGAAAUGUUUGUACGAUCUGAAGAAAAGCACGGCGUAAAGUACGUCAAUUACAUUGGCGAUGGAGACUCGAAAACGUUCGCGGGUAUUCAGAAAAUAAAUCCGUAUGGCGACGAUUGCCCAGUUACAAAAAACGAGUGCGUAGGACAUGUUGAAAAAAGAAUGGGUUCGCAGCUCCGAAAUAUAAAAAAGAAAGAGAAGCUCAGCGGCAAAAAUCGACUGACGGAAGUUCUUAUAAAGAAAUUGACAAUUUUUUACGGCUUGGCUAUACGACGAAAUGUUAAUUCAGUGACAGACAUGAGAAAGGCUAUUUUUGCAACCUUGGAUCAUUACUGUUCAAGCGACGAAUCUCCAAGGCACGAUAAUUGUCCACCAGGCGCCGACAGUUGGUGCAAAUGGCGUCAAGCUGAAGCAAGAAAUGAAUUGUCAACGUAUCAGCAUGAAGCUCGAGUUAUUGACAACAAGAUUGAAAAGCACAUCCGGCCAAUCUACGAAAAACUUUCCACUGAAGAUCUUUUAACGCGUUGUUUAGGCGGACAUACACAAAAUUCAAACGAGUCGUUCAAUACGACUAUGUGGCGCUUGAAUCCGAAACAUCUUCACUCGGGGAAGAAAAUCGUGGAAUUGUCGGCCUACAUCGCUGCUGGAAUGUUUAAUGAAGGCUAUUCAUCCGUCUUAAUGAUUAUGCAAUUGCUGGGUUUGAAGAUUGGCCAGCAAUGCAAAAUGUUCGCAGACAAUGUCGAUAACCGUCGAAUCGCAAGGCAAGAUAAACGGCACUCGCUCAACAGCAAGGAGGCCAGAACAGCACGCAGAAUGGAGAAAAUGCAUGCGAACGAGUUGUACGAAGAAGAGGAAGGACUUAUGUAUGGUGCAGGAAUAGCCGAUUAGUCGAUAAUUGCUGUAAGUAGCCAAUAACUCAUAGUAUUCACAUCGAAAACUUUAAACUGCUUUUUCUCGAGUUUUCAUUUUUGCGCUUUUUUCAAAUUGGCGGGCAGGAUUAAAAAAAAAGUAUAUAAUCUAUCGAAACUAGACAAAGCGCAUUUUCUUUAGUAUUACAUUCUCUUCUAAGUGAACCUAUUUGUUGGUAAAAAAAGUCAUUUUUACUAUUUUUUACAGCAAGUUGAAAACAAAAAUUGUUUACGUAAAUUCACACUUUUUCGUUUAAAACUGUAUAAAAAUUUUUUUUCGCGAUUUCUUCCGGGUUUUUGAGGUUCACACAGAAGAUAAACUUAUAAAAUUAACAAAUCGUUUGGAUUUUUGAUUUUAGAUAAAAAUUACGAGCUCCAUCGUGCCCGCCAACUGGACACUCCGUCUUCGAGGCGCUGUCAUCCGUGUCUUAUAAAUCCGCCAUUUUGGAAUAUUUUUUUACGAAAAAAUUUGUGUGACAUCUUCGAUGAUAGUUUUAAAUAUAUGCCAAGUUUCACGAAGAUUGCUUAUUUCAUUCUCUCAAAAAAAAAUCGCAAAAAACGGCUCGUUUUUAACAAUUUACUUGUACUUCCCUCCUUAACAUUACAGAAACGUUCCUUGUACGGAACGUUACAUUAAGGUUAAUAUAAUAUACCUAGAACCUCUCAAUAUUUUUAAUAAAAAAUAUAUCUUGCAGAAACAAUUGCAACUAGUCUUUAUGUUGAUUUUAAAUGAAAUUUAGCACUUUUAUUUGAUUUCUCACUAUUUUCACACUUAAAAUUUACUCAGUACUGGUCGGACGCGAACUCAAGACCUCAAGACAACCUCCAGAUUCACCUUGGCUACUAUGCUAUUUCUUCAAUUUGUAUUAAGUGUUUUUUAUUAUCCCCAUAUCCAGAUAGCAAACAGAUUUCGAGCAGAACUUGCUACCAAUUUUUGAUGGCAAAUAGAUAACAAAUUUGAUGCAAGAUUUGUUAUAUCAAAUCUUGCUGCCAAACUGUCGCCAGAUAUGCUACAGAGCCUGUUGUCGGGUAAUUGCUGCAGAUUUGCAGCAAAAAUCGUAUAGAGUUUGUAGUAAUCUGACGGCAGAUUGGCGGCAGAAACCGCGCAGACCUUGUUGCGCUGCAGGCUCUGCGCGGUUUUUGCUACAAAUUUGCAGCAAUUGCCCGACAACAAGCUCUGUCGCCAAACUGUAGCUAAAUGGCUAUGGUUUUGGUGUAAAUUUUUUAUCAUAUUUGUUGCCGAUUUGCGCGCAAUCUGCUCUCAAUUUGCUUACUGGAUAGCCGAAGCAGUAAUUAUAAUGUUCUUAUAAUAUUAUUUAGUACAACUAUAAAAAUAAACUAUUUAGUUCAAAUAUUUCAUAUAAUAAAAAGGAAGUCAGAGAUAUAUGCAUAAAAUAUUUAUUUAAAAUAUGUUUAUCUAGGUAUUGACAUUACAAAUGCUUUAGAGUAUUGACUGAAAGAUGAGUAUUGGUCUUUACGAUUUUUCAAAGUAUUUGAAGCGUGUAAUGAAUACUACCUGGGGUUAAUUUUAUAAAUAAUAUUUUAAUUUAAUUUAGUUAUAUUUAUUUUCGUAACAAAAAAAUUCUAUAUAUGAACAAAAUUUGUAUUGACAAUUAAGUGAUUAUUAAUAAACUAUGUUCCU
This is a messenger RNA of Odontomachus brunneus, 3998 nucleotides long. RefSeq lists its product as uncharacterized. The record is from RefSeq and is a predicted model, not a curated record. Bases 612 to 2336 code for a protein of 574 amino acids. Lineage: Eukaryota; Metazoa; Arthropoda; Insecta; Hymenoptera; Formicidae. The transcript is spliced from 2 exons.